Messenger RNA from Rangifer tarandus platyrhynchus (Svalbard reindeer), 417 nucleotides. The record is from the annotation of a GenBank genome assembly. NCBI's taxonomy places the organism in Eukaryota, Metazoa, Chordata, Mammalia, Artiodactyla, Cervidae.
AUGGAUCCUGGAAUGGGAUUCAGGCAGUCUGGAAACCUCCCCCAGCCAGCCCGGUCCUGGCCCUGCAGGUGUCAGGAGGGAGGGAUGAGGUGUGCACACCUGCACACAAGUGAGUGGGUGGCCCCGUGGGGGCCCGGGGCUCCUGGGGUUCAGCACUGCUCAGCAGUGGAGGGGGGUUCUCAACUGCUUGUCCCAAAUGUGCUUUUAGUGUCAUGUAAGAGGUUUUUAAGUUAUAUUUAUUUUGUGGGUUUUUCAAUUGCACAAAACACUAAGUCUGAGAGGCUGGAUGCUACUUCUCCUUUAAAGCUCUGCCUUCUUUCUGAACGCCUUUUCCCACCCAGUGGAAAGAACCCGGAUGUAGCCUUGGCCACUGUGCCCCUCCCCUCCCCACUCCCCAUGGACUCUUUCCACCGUUAG